AUGCUCUCUGGUACUCGCCUCAGUGCCCUCGUCUGCCUCGUGUUCGGCAUCGCCGUCCACGCCGCACCUGCUGGCUCCGACACCAACACCCACGUCGGUGCCGGUGCAAACAUUGGUGACAUCGCCAACCUUGGCUUGUCCGGCUCCGCCCACACCGCCAUGAGCGAGGACGACAUCACCAACGUUCUUGGCCACCUCGGUCUCACGACCGGGGUCAACGUCGAUAAGCGCCAGAUCCUGCAGAACCUUGGCCUCCCUGCCGGCUUCAGCCUGAACGACCUUCUCUCCGCCCUCGGCUUCUUCAACACGAACGCCCUCUUCACGACUACCUCGAACGGCGUCGUCGUCACGGCCACGGCCACGGCCAGCGUCUCGGUCUCCACCGCCAGCCCGACGACGACGUUCACCGACUCGUUCAGCCUCCCGUCCAUCACUCUUACUGCCACUAACACCGGUACUGGUACCGUUGCUGCGACCGCCACCGCGACUACCACAGCCAGCGCUAACACGAAUGGUCUCGCUGGCCUCCUCUCUUCGCUCGGCUUCGGCAAUGGUGGCUUCGGCGGCAACGGUGGCUUCGGCAACUUCGGCAACUUCGGCAACUUCGGCAACUUCGGCGGCAACGCUGGUGUCAACGCUGGUGCCAACGGCGGACUCAAUCUCGGAUUGUAA
Messenger RNA from Peniophora sp. CBMAI 1063, 672 nucleotides. NCBI's taxonomy places the organism in Eukaryota, Fungi, Basidiomycota, Agaricomycetes, Russulales, Peniophoraceae. The record is from the annotation of a GenBank genome assembly.